Molecule: messenger RNA, 711 nt
Organism: Acanthosepion pharaonis
Lineage: Eukaryota; Metazoa; Mollusca; Cephalopoda; Sepiida; Sepiidae
Source: the annotation of a GenBank genome assembly
AUGCAACAAGUUUAUGUUUUCAUUUUUGUUUCUUCAUCAAGAGUUCUUCUAUUUUUUAAAAAAUUUCACGUCUACUUCUUUCUUUCUUUCUUUCUUUCUUUCUUUCUUUCUUUCUUUCUUUCAGUCAUUAUUUUCUUUCUUGAAAGAAAGAAAGAAAGAAAGAAAGAAAGAAGGAAAUUCUUUCUUUCUUUAAUUUUUCUUUGCUCAUUAUUUUCUUUCUUUCUUUCUUUCUUUCUUUCUUUCUUUCUUUUUUUCUUUAAUUUUUCUUUGCGUUUCUUUCUUUCUUUCUUUCUUUCAUUCAUUAUUUUCUUUUUUUGUUUCUUUCUUUUUGCCUUUCUUUCUUUCUUUUUUAAAUUUAUCCUUUGCGUUCUCUUUCUUUCUUUGCUUUUCUUUCUUUUAUUUUUUGCGUUUCUUUUUUUCUUUCAACAUUUUCAAAUUAAGCAUUGCUGCCUCAAAAUAUCUAUCUAUCUAUCUAUCUAUCUAUCUAUCUAUCUAUGUCAGUCUCUUCCUUAUCUAUCUAUCUAUCUAUCUAUCUAUCUAUCUAUCUAUCGUUCUCAGUCUGUUCAUUAUCUAUCUAUCUAUCUAUCUAUCUAUCUAUCUAUCUGUUCAGGAACAGCUGAACCGGUGACAGACGGAAAUACCAUAUUUACGGAGAUGCCUCCUCUACUGCAACGGGCGCCGGAUAAAAGCGGUGACUCUAAGUUGAAAUAA